GACCUGUGAGCCAUGACACCUAGAGGGCCCUCAAUAAGAGGGUGGCACGUCAGGCCAGGCUAGAGCCUGGACCUGGGGUUUAGAAGGGGUUAUGGAGGGGCCAAAAACCCUGGGUCCCUGUGGCCACUCCCACCCCCAAUGCCCCCAACCAUCAGCUUCGAGCAGCCAUGCAGGUUGCCUGGAUCCACCCUGCCAGGGGUUUGUAAGAUGGCCCUGCCUGGUACCUCUCAGCUCCACUCUCUCAAUAGAGCCGGCCAGACCUUUCCCACCUCCGGGGGUAGGAGGCGGGGGGCCCAGGGUAGGGGCUGAGGUACCUGGGAGCUUUAUGGCAAAUGAAGAGGGAGAGAUGCAGCAACAGAGACCGAGAGACCCAACGGGGACAAAACGAGGGCAAGAGGAGGCAAGGCUGGGGUGGGGCUGGCCCCUGCACUCAGGACGAGAGCAAGGGGCCUCCAGGCCAGGGGGAUCCCCCAGCUCAGGGCCCAGACCCGGCCCUUGCCCACCCCUGCCAACAGGGGCAGGAACCCCGGCUUCACCCAAGGCAGCCCCCUCCCAGCUCCAGAACGUGCCCCUGGGUCCUGCAGAGCAGUCCUUCUUCCAGCUGGAGCAGGAAAACCAGAAUCUGAAAAGACAGAACCAGGAUCUGCGAGAGCAGCUGGGGGCCCUCCUGGGGCCAGGGCAGCAGUUUCUGCCCCUAUGCCCGGAGCACUCGAGCUGCACGGCCCUGGCCUGGCAGUCCGUGACCACAGAUGCUGCCCAUGGCCUUGGGGCUGAUCCAAGGGCUCUUCCACAGACCCCUGAGCAGACCAGUGCCCAGCCCCUGGAGGACGGGGCACCCUUGCAGCUGCUGCGGCAGGAGCUGUGCCGGGGGGAAGAGUCCUUCGUGAAGCAGUCUCAGAAUGAACUGCAGCAGAUCCGACUGUCCUUUGAGAGGAAGAAGAUGGCCAUUACCGAGGUAUGGGAUGGCGUGGCCGAGGUACAUAUGGCCCUGAACAACCAGGCCACUGGGCUCCUGAACCUUAAGAAGGACAUCCGGGGAGUACUAGACCAGAUGGAGGACAUUCAGCUGGAGAUUCUAGGUUCCACUACACCAGACCGAGAGGUGCUGCAGGCUGGGGUGGGGGACGUACAUGGCCCUGACUAUACAGCCCCCGUCCCCAGGGAGCGUGCCCAGUGCCGCACGCAGGCCAGGAAGGAGCAGCAGAUGGCAUGCAUAGCGGCUGCUGGCCCUGAGGCUGCUGCUGGGCACCCUGCUGGCCUGUACCGCCGCCUACGUGUACGUGGUGGACCCCGCGCCCUUCGAGGGGCUGGUGCCUCCCCUGCUGAGCCGCGCCGCUGUCUGGAAGCUCCGGGCCCUGCUGGGCCCAUUCCUGCACCUGGAGGUGGACGACUUCCUGCCCUUCUAGGCCGGAGGCCCAGCGGCCCCAGCGAGGAGGAGGCCAGGCGGCCGGCGCUGCCCCGGGUGCCCAGCGGCCGCGCCGGCCCCUGCCCACGGCACUGCCACACGCCAUCCCCACCAGGAGCUGCGGAGAAGGGUGGAGGCGGGGUCUGUCCUGAGGGCUGGGCCUGCGGCUGGACAUACAGUCGUGACACACACGGCAGCGCGGAUGACGCAGACCCAUGGGAGCCUCAUACCUGGCAGCCAAAGACCCAUCGGCCAGCCCCCACCUUCCAGGCUUCCAACUCAGCUUAAGUCAGUGGAAACACCCACGAGGAAUGCCCACACCUUUGGCCAACACCUCUCCCAGAGCCUGACCCACUCUGCCCCCUGCCCCUGGAGCCCCCGCAUUGCAGCAACAGCCCUGGCCUUGCUGAAGGAAAGGAUCAAAAUGACUCUUUUUCUUUUUUUAAUAAAAUUAUAGAUAUAUAGAUGUAGAUAUAAAAACAUAAAACAGACACAACGCAA
This is a messenger RNA of Neofelis nebulosa (Clouded leopard), 1906 nucleotides long. RefSeq names its product coiled-coil domain containing 188 (gene CCDC188). Bases 92 to 1693 code for a protein of 533 amino acids. The transcript is spliced from 9 exons. NCBI's taxonomy places the organism in Eukaryota, Metazoa, Chordata, Mammalia, Carnivora, Felidae. The record is from RefSeq and is a predicted model, not a curated record.